Calidris pugnax (ruff) is the source of this 971-nucleotide messenger RNA. RefSeq names its product zinc finger, AN1-type domain 2A (gene ZFAND2A). Gene Ontology annotation, molecular function: zinc ion binding. Lineage: Eukaryota; Metazoa; Chordata; Aves; Charadriiformes; Scolopacidae. Gene Ontology annotation, cellular component: endoplasmic reticulum; cytoplasm. The transcript is spliced from 8 exons. The record is from RefSeq and is a predicted model, not a curated record. Gene Ontology annotation, biological process: protein targeting to ER; proteasome-mediated ubiquitin-dependent protein catabolic process. The coding region runs from base 1 to 822 and encodes 273 amino acids.
AUGGAGUUUGGAUACCACAUGAGGAAAGGCAGCAGGAUCGUGAGACCCACCAAGAUGCUCCAGGUGACCUUUGCCAUUGGGUUGUGCCGUCCCACCGGGGAGGAGUUACCGGUGGAAGCAGUAAAAAAGGGGAAGCCGAGAAGCAGAGCUCUUAUUGUAAAGCGAGUGCUGACACGGAGCAAUUCUGGGGACCCGGCAGCUCUCCUUGAACGUUUGUGUCAUCACAAGGAAGAUCUGGGCUUCUCCUCCAAGACCCAGGAUCCUGCUCCCAGGUUCCCAGAAGAAGCCUACUGGGAUGAUGGCAGCAAAGAAUUGCCGGGGCUGGACCGGCGCUGCGCCCAGCGCUCCUGCCGCCGCCUGGAUUUCCUUCCUCUGAAAUGCGACGCCUGUGAAGAAAUCUUCUGCAAGGACCACAUCCGUUACGGUGACCACGCGUGUGGCUCUGCCUACAAGAAGAACGUGCAGGUGCCGGUGUGUCCGCUCUGUAACACACCCAUCCCGGUGCAGAGGGGGGAGAUCCCCGACGUGGUGGUGGGAGCCCACAUGGAUAAGGACUGCAGCUACAACCCUGCGCAGCAAAAGCAGAGGAUCUUCACAAACAAGUGCUUGAAGCCAGGCUGCAAAAGGAAAGAGAUGAUGAAGGUGGUUUGUGACCAGUGUGGUGGCAACUUCUGCAUAAAACACCGGCACCCUCUGGAUCACGGCUGCAGGGGGAGCGGCCGUCCCGUCUCCAAGGCAGGGUACGCCGCUCUGAUGAGAGCCUCUGAGGGAGCCAUUGGGGUGCCAUCUAACGGGAGCCUUCAGCACAACAGAUGCAGAUAGUAGAGGCUCUUCACAGCUGGAUCAGAUCAGAUCUCUCUCUACUUCAAAGCUAAUCUUGUCUGUAGGUCUUCAAAAUUUUCUAACUUAUUUCUAACUUAUUUUUGUAUCAUAACGUUUUAUGCAUUCAAUAAACUCUGACCCUUUCCGAG